This is a messenger RNA of Gracilinanus agilis (Agile Gracile Mouse Opossum), 3431 nucleotides long. RefSeq names its product LUC7 like 3 pre-mRNA splicing factor (gene LUC7L3). The transcript is spliced from 11 exons. NCBI's taxonomy places the organism in Eukaryota, Metazoa, Chordata, Mammalia, Didelphimorphia, Didelphidae. Gene Ontology annotation, biological process: mRNA splice site recognition. Gene Ontology annotation, molecular function: mRNA binding. The record is from RefSeq and is a predicted model, not a curated record. The coding region runs from base 152 to 1621 and encodes 489 amino acids. Gene Ontology annotation, cellular component: U2-type prespliceosome; U1 snRNP.
CCAUUUUGACUCGUCUCCUUUUCAGCGGCGGCCGCGGCCCCUGUUGCCGAAGAGCGGCGGGGAUCGAGGGACGGCGUCGGCGUCGGCGUCGCUGGGGAGUUUCUUCUCCGGAUCCCGAGGCUGUGGAAGCAGCCGCCCGUUGGGAGGCAUCAUGAUUUCGGCCGCGCAGUUGUUGGAUGAGUUAAUGGGCCGAGACAGGAACUUGGCCCCUGACGAGAAGCGCAGCAACGUGCGAUGGGAUCAUGAGAGCGUUUGUAAAUAUUACCUCUGCGGUUUUUGUCCUGCUGAAUUGUUUACAAAUACCCGUUCAGACUUAGGCCCAUGUGAAAAAAUUCAUGACGAAAAUCUUCGGAAACAGUAUGAGAAGAGCUCUCGCUUUAUGAAAGUUGGUUAUGAAAGAGAUUUCCUGAGAUACUUACAGAGUUUACUAGCAGAAGUAGAGCGUAGAAUUCGACGAGGCCAUGCUCGUUUGGCACUCUCUCAAAACCAGCAGUCAUCUGGGGCAGCUGGACCUACUGGCAAAAAUGAAGAGAAAAUUCAAGUUCUAACUGACAAAAUUGAUGUACUUCUGCAACAGAUUGAAGAAUUGGGUUCUGAAGGAAAGGUAGAAGAGGCCCAAGGAAUGAUGAAACUUGUUGAACAAUUAAAAGAAGAAAGAGAAUUGCUUAGAUCUACAACGUCAACUAUUGAGAGUUUCGCAGCUCAAGAAAAACAAAUGGAAGUUUGUGAAGUGUGUGGAGCCUUUUUAAUAGUGGGAGAUGCCCAGUCCCGAGUAGAUGAUCACUUAAUGGGAAAACAACACAUGGGCUAUGCCAAAAUUAAAGCCACUGUAGAAGAAUUAAAAGAAAAAUUAAGAAAAAGAACUGAAGAACCCGAACGUGAUGAUCGUUUAAAAAAAGAAAAGCAAGAACGAGAAGAGAGAGAGAAAGAGAGGGAACGGGAAAGGGAAGAGAGGGAAAGAAAGAGACGAAGAGAAGAAGAAGAAAGGGAAAAGGAGAGGGUUCGAGACAGAGAAAGACGCAAGAGGAGUCGUUCUCGAAGUAGGCACUCAAGUCGGACCUCUGACAGAAGAUGCAGUAGGUCCCGGGAUCACAAAAGAUCAAGAAGUAGAGAAAGAAGGCGGAGCAGGAGUAGAGAUCGACGGAGAAGCAGAAGUCAUGAGAGAUCAGAAAGAAAACAUAGAUCUCGGAGUCGAGACCGAAGAAGGUCAAAAAGUCGAGAUCGGAAAUCAUAUAAACAUAGAAGCAAAAGUCGGGACAGAGAGCAAGAUAGGAAAUCUAAGGAAAAAGACAAAAGAGGAUCUGAUGAUAAAAAAAGUAGUGUGAAGUCCAGUAGUCGAGAAAAACAGAGUGAAGACCCAAAUACUGAAUCGAAGGAAAGUGAUACUAAGAAUGAGGUCAAUGGGACCAGUGAAGACAUUAAAUCUGAAGUGCAGCGUAAGUAUGCACAGAUGAAGAUGGAACUAAGCCGAGUAAGAAGACAUACAAAAGCACCUUCUGAAGGAAAAGACAGUGUAGUCCUGCAAAACAUUUUGAGGUACAUUGUUUUGUCUCAGCUAUUUUGUAGCAGACUCGUGCCCCCAUUAAGUGUGCCUCUUUGGAACUAUUGCCCACAUUUGUAAUUUAGUCGCCAUAGAACAUUUAAUUAUCCUUUUUUUUUUUUAGGGAUUUUGCUGUCAUUUCUUUUUUUUUAAAAAAAAUUGAACUGUUUUUAUUUUUUUUUGUUUUUUGUUUUUUGGUAUUAAGUCCAUAUUGUGUUGGUACAUUGGCAGAGACAUUUGCUUUAAUACUUAAAUAUUUCUGAGGCACAUGUUGGACUACUUUGUUUUAUUUAAACUGCUAGUAUUUCUUUGUCAAGGAUGUUUCUAGUUUUUUGCUUUAUUGCCUUGCAUUCUAAUGCAGUUUGUUCUGUAACUCGAGAGCCAGUAGCAUUGGAUUGAUGGAAGUGUAGGGUUUAUGAAUUAUUGCAGCUGACUACCAUACCUCACACAGCGUUGGUGUUGUGAGCGGCCCCUGAAAAGCCAAAUUAAAAAUCAAGGAUUCAGUCAAACUAAGCAGGUACUCAUGCCAGGUACUCCUUUCUCUACCCACAUCCAUGUUUGAAUGCUAUUGCCUGUGAUCUUUAAGCUGACUGUUGUGUAUUCUUUCGUUGUUUACAAGAAGCACAGAGGGUUUUUUGUGUAUUGUGUGUAAAUCUAAUGUUAACAGAAUGGAAUUUUUUUUCAACUGUAUGUAGGGAUGCAGUGAUGCCCAGAAUUAGAUAUCUUUAAAGAAUUUUAACAUACAAUAAACACUCAGUAAUCGCCUUGUUACAUUCAAUGCAAUUCAAGUCUUUGAGAGGUAUGUCUUUAAUAUUUCCUACUGUGUAGGAGAACUUGGAGUCAGCCAUAAUAGGUAUACAGAAUAGUUAUUGGCUGAUAUGUAAAGCAAAUGAUAAUUAGAUAGGGCAGACACCAGCUAUCUGCAAAAUGCCAGGAAACUGUUAACUGGAUAGAGUGGCAAAAUAUAUGAGAAGUUGGGUUUUUAAAGAACUUGUAAAAUUUAGGAUACAAGUAUGUUCUUAAAACCUAUAAUCUUUCCAUUCUUGGGCUGGUAGAGAUUUUUGUGGGAACAAAUAUUUUUAAUGAAAGGAAGUACCAAUUAAAAGAUUAUUCUCAGGGCAUUUAGUUUCUUCAAAUAAAACAACAGUGCAAUUACAGUGUGUGUAGACACAUCUAUACAAGCACACGUAUCUAUGCAUAGGUACAUUUAUUUUAAAGAUACACUCAUACAUAACUGCAUUAUGGAUCUUUUUCAAAACAUUUUCCACCCACAAAUGUUGAUUACACUAAGCAAUUAGUGGCUGGGCCAGCAUUUAGUAGUUAAAAUCAGAGCUUUUUAUAUGUUGUCUAAUUAUCAUUUUUCCCAAAAUUUUACAUUGUAGGAUUAUGAUCUGAAGAGUUUCAGAAGAAUUCUGAAGACAGCGUAAAGUGAAGACCGACUUUAAAAUGAGGUGAAAGAAAGCUGUAGUGGCGUAGAAAAAGUAUAAAGCUCAGUUAGAAUUUUUUUUUUAUUAAAAAUAAAUUCAGGACUUGAUGUGACCUCCCAGAGUUCAGAACAUGUGUUAAUAGCUUAUAUGCCACUGAGAAUUUAGGUCCUGUAUCAUAUUUUCUUUUCUUUAAUAAGACUUUUAAAGAUAAACAUUACUUAAACACGUGACUUGCUCAGUGCUUAAUUGCGAGUUUUCAUUUUUGGACUUUGAAGACAGGAAUAAAUGUUAGUAUUUGUGUGAAUCAAACUAAACUGAAUCCCAUUUUUACAACUGCUAUACCUAGCUUCUUGAUAUAGAAGUGAAAAUAAAGUACCUUUGAACUUUCUGUUACAAAUUUGAUUGUCUCUGUCAUUGAGAAAUUCUAGUAUUAAUCUUUACCUAAUAAAGUUAUUGUCUCUAAA